UAAGAUAUGGACUUCCUCAUCUUCUCGGCUAAACACAAUUAAAGAAGUUUCUAUUUCUUUGUUAAAAAUGCCUUUCUCGUCUUCUUCUUAUUCUACUUCGUCCACUUGGACAAUCUUAAUCACAUUGGCAUGUCUUAUGCUUCGUGCGCCUUUGUCCGAUGCUCAGCUUACCCCUACCUUCUACGACACUUCAUGUCCUAACGUCGCUAACAUCGUACGAGACACCAUUGUCAACGAGCUAAGAUCGGACCCUCGUAUCGCCGCGAGCAUCCUCCGACUUCACUUCCACGACUGCUUUGUUAAUGGUUGUGACGCAUCGAUCUUGUUGGACAACACCACAUCAUUCCGAACAGAGAAAGAUGCAGCUGGAAACGCAAAUUCGGCUCGGGGAUUUCCUGUGAUUGAUAGAAUGAAAGCCGCAGUGGAGAGGGCUUGCCCACGAACCGUUUCAUGCGCAGAUAUGCUCACCAUCGCUGCUCAACAAUCUGUUACUUUGGCAGGAGGUCCUUCUUGGAGGGUUCCUUUGGGGAGAAGAGACAGCGUACAAGCAUUUUUGGAUCUAGCUAAUAGAAAUCUUCCAGCUCCAUUCUUCACACUUCCACAACUUAAGGAAAAUUUUGCAAGAGUUGGUCUCAAUCGUCCUUCUGAUCUUGUUGCUCUUUCCGGGGGUCACACAUUUGGUAAAAAUCAAUGCCGAUUCAUUAUGGACAGAUUAUACAAUUUCAGCAACACCGGUUUACCCGACCCGACCCUCAACACUACUUACCUCCAAACUCUUCGUGGACUAUGUCCCCAAAGUGGCAACUUAAGUGCCCUGGUAGAUUUUGAUCUGCGUACGCCUACGGUUUUCGACAACAAGUACUAUGUGAAUCUCAAAGAACAAAAAGGUCUUAUCCAGAGUGACCAAGAGUUGUUCUCUAGUCCCAAUGCAACUGACACAAUCCCCUUGGUGAGGGCAUAUGCUGAUGGCACACAAACAUUCUUCAAUGCGUUCGUGGAGGCGAUGAAUAGGAUGGGAAACAUUUCGCCUACUACAGGGACUCAAGGACAGAUCAGGUUGAAUUGUAGGGUGGUUAACUCUAACUCUCUACUCCAUGAUGUGGCCGAGGUCGUCGACUUUGUUAGCUCUAUGUGAGACUAGUAUACUCAAAUAUCUAUGUGGUUGCCAAAAUAUAUGUUAAGAUAAAUAAAACGCUCUCAAGAUGUUACUUGACACUAUUUUAUUUUAUUUUAGAUCACACUAGUUGUUGUCUUGCGUUGUACUUAGAGAUAAUAUAUAAUAAUAAAGAAAUUGGAGAACAGAAUAUUUUGGGGGUU
Messenger RNA from Eutrema salsugineum, 1317 nucleotides. Its product is annotated as peroxidase 34. Bases 68 to 1135 code for a protein of 355 amino acids. The record is from RefSeq and is a predicted model, not a curated record. NCBI's taxonomy places the organism in Eukaryota, Viridiplantae, Streptophyta, Magnoliopsida, Brassicales, Brassicaceae. Gene Ontology annotation, biological process: response to oxidative stress; hydrogen peroxide catabolic process. Gene Ontology annotation, molecular function: peroxidase activity; heme binding. The transcript has 4 exons.